AUGGGUGAAGGCAACGGCAUGAUGGAUCCUCAUGAACUUCACAGCGCUUUGGUGCCCAUCAACGGCAGCCACUCAGGCUCCUCUGGUAGAAGUACACCAAACGCAUCGAAUGAUCCAGCUCCUGGAAAAUUGUUUGUUGGCGGCUUAAGUUGGCAGACGUCCAGCGAAAAAUUGAAAGAAUAUUUCGGCAUGUUCGGCAAUGUUACAGAUGUCUUGAUAAUGAAGGAUCCAGUUACACAGAGAAGUCGAGGCUUCGGUUUCAUCACAUUCUCAGAACCAUCAAGUGUAGACAAAGUACUGAAGGUUCCAAUACAUACAUUGGACGGAAAAAAGAUCGACCCAAAACACGCAACACCGAAAAACAGACCAAAGCAACCAAACAAGACUAAAAAGAUAUUCGUAGGAGGCGUCAGUCAGGAUACAUCAGCUGACGAGGUUAAAGCCUAUUUCAGUCAAUUUGGAAAAGUAGAGGAGACUGUAAUGUUAAUGGAUCAGCAGACCAAAAGACACAGAGGAUUCGGAUUUGUAACCUUCGAGAGUGAAGAUGUUGUUGAUAGAGUUUGCGAAAUACAUUUUCACACUAUUAAAAACAAAAAGGUGGAAUGUAAAAAAGCACAACCCAAAGAAGCAGUUCAAGCUAGUGCUCAACUAUUAGGUAAACGACUAAUGCUCACAGGAUUGGGCAUGCGUGCCAUAGCUCCCGCACCAGGAGUGCUAGCCACAGUAAACCCACUAGCAACAGCUCAAGCGCAAGCACAUGUACAGGCCGUACAAGCUGCCGCAGCAGCCGCUCAAGCCCAACCUCUUGCAUUAGCGACUUACGGAAAACUGUUUGGUGCCUACCCACAUUUGGCCAGUUACCGUUAUUCCCCUUAUCCAAUAGCAGCAGUCAGUGCAGGCACAGCAGCUACCCAGAAUCCUGCUCCAGCACCUGCAGCUCAUACGCCUGCACCUCCCGCAAUGGCGCCUCCAGUCGCUGCUAGCCCUUACCAAGGCUACAAUCUCACAAAUGUUGAUAUGUCAUCAUUUCAGGGAGUUGAUUGGGGAUCCAUGUAUGGUGUCGGCAUGUAUGUCUAA
Diabrotica balteata is the source of this 1077-nucleotide messenger RNA. The record is from the annotation of a GenBank genome assembly. Lineage: Eukaryota; Metazoa; Arthropoda; Insecta; Coleoptera; Chrysomelidae.